Molecule: messenger RNA, 2103 nt
Organism: Ostreococcus tauri
Lineage: Eukaryota; Viridiplantae; Chlorophyta; Mamiellophyceae; Mamiellales; Bathycoccaceae
Product: Quinonprotein alcohol dehydrogenase-like superfamily
Exons: 1
Coding region: 1-2103 (700 amino acids)
Source: RefSeq, a predicted model, not a curated record
AUGCGCGACGGUGCGGAUGGCGGGCGACGCGCGUGGAGGAAUGUUUUGGACGACGCGGACGAUCUGUCGGGGACGGAGACGACGGUGAAGCGCGGUGAUGGACGGGUGGCAGGGAUGUUAACGUCGUGCGGGCGCGUGACGCUGGAGCGGACGUGGACGGGGAGUUUACACGCGUCGGCGUACGCGACGCCGCUGGCGGAGGACGUCGAGCGGGACGGACGGGGCGGAGUGGUGACGCAAUCGGCGAGCGGACGCGUUCGAGCGUUGGACGGGGUGUCUGGGGUGGAGUUGGAGGGGGCGGUCUGGGGGCAGAGGCACGGACUAGCGUCGAGGGCUGGGAUUGUGCGGAUCGGGCGCGCGUUGGCGAGCGCGUCGCUGGACGGCGAGAUACGGAUGUUUGACGCGCGCAGAGAGCGAUGUCGAGCGCGAUUGAAGCCGUUGACGAUGAAGCGGGCGAUUGCGAACGGGAGUGGUGAUGAUGACAUGGAGGGUUCGAACGAUCCGGUGGAGAUUGAGCGAAGACACGAGGCGACACAUCGCGCGCCGGGAUCGACUCGAUCACUUUUAUCAAUCGAGGACGAAGAGGCGCGGAGCGAUCGAGCGUGGAACGCGGUCGACGCGCAGUGGCGCGCGAAGACGCGAGGCGAGAAUGUGAGAGAUGAGUUGCGUCGAGCGAUGGGUGACGAGGUAUCGGUUGACGCGCACGUCUUGUGCGCGCCGGCGGUUGGUGACGUUGACGGAGACGGGGCGCUCGAGCUCGUGUUUGCGGUAUCGUAUUACUUUGACGAUUCCGUGCACUUCGACGAUGAGGACGAGAUCGAGCCAGAGAAGUACGCUGCGACGGGGAUAGUAGUGCUCAAUUCCGAGGAUUUAUCCGUCAAGCUUGCGGUGACGCUCGAUGAGUCUGGACGCGCGUACGGGUCGCCCACGCUGGCGGAUGUCGACGGCAACGGCCGGCUGGAUAUCGCUCUCGGCACGUACGGUGGAGGCGUGCACGUCGUGGACGGGAUCUCGGGUAAAGCGCUUCCGGGAUGGCCGAAGCACAUGGGGCGAAUCGAGGCGCAAAUCGCCAUCGCGGAUGUCGACGCGGAUGGUGAAAACGAACUCAUCGCGUGCGACGUUCGCGGCGAAAUCGCCGCCUUUAAAUCAGACGGGAACAAACUCUGGCGUCGUAGCGUGGAGUCUCGAAUCUCUGUUGGUGCAGCCGUCGGUGAUAUAGAUGGCGAUGGUGCGCUCGACGUGGUCGUCGGCACGACCUCAGGCGCCGUGCAUGCGUAUCGCGCCGAGGACGGUUCCGCGCUCGGCGGUUGGCCGGUGCGCGCGAGCGACAAAAUUCUCGCACCAAUCGUCCUGACGAAGAUUCGUCCAAACAAACUCGGUCUCGACGUCAUCGUUGCCGCGCACGACGGCGUAGUGAACUUUUUUGAUGGGAAAGCGACGUGUCGAGACGUCGUAGACGUCGCAGAGAAGAUUUACGCUGCGCCAGUCGUGACGUCGUUCGCCGGAUCCGGCGCGCUCGAUGUCGUCGUCUCCACCAUGCAAGGGAACGUGCACGCGUUCAGGGCGAAAGGUUCAAAAUUUGACGCGCUCGCGGUGUCGUCAAGCGACUCGCAUGCCGCACGAGUCGGUUACUUUGGAGUCGUCCUGCGCGAUCGAGCGCAUCGCGUCGUGCGUGGAACGCGCAUCAAUGUCGCGUACGAGAUAGUGGAUCGGCGCGUUCUUAACGUCGCCAAAUCGAAGAGAACGCACGAGCCGUAUCAAAUAACGAUAACGCUCAUCGCGCUCGACGGUUUCGAGCGUUCGGUCACCGCAAAAUACGCGCACGCGGGUAAGUUUACGCUCUGGGUGGAUGUUCCGGCUACGAAGACGCGAGGUGAGAUUCGCGCGCGCGUCGUCGACGCCACGCUCAACGACGCCGAGGAUGCGUACUCGCUAUCGUUUCACGAUAAUUACGAGUCCAUACUCAAGUGGCUCGUCGCCGUGCCGUUUCUGCUCGCGAGUUUUGUCGCGAUUCGUCGCGCGAGCGAGGAGGCGCUCGAACUCGACGUCUUUGGCGCGUCCGCCACCAUUCCGACGACGUCCAAGGGGAAGCACGAGGAGUGA